Molecule: messenger RNA, 1398 nt
Organism: Chenopodium quinoa (quinoa)
Lineage: Eukaryota; Viridiplantae; Streptophyta; Magnoliopsida; Caryophyllales; Amaranthaceae
Product: hypersensitive-induced response protein 1-like
Exons: 6
Coding region: 155-1018 (287 amino acids)
Source: RefSeq, a predicted model, not a curated record
CUCCGUUAAUAAGGAAAGUGGUCUCUCCCUUUAUUUGCUGUGAUAAUCUUCUUGAGUCAUUUCAAUUGUACGUUAAACCCUAAACACUUCCUUCCUUCCCUAAACAAUCAAAACUCAAUCGCAAUUUCGAUUUCUCAGCGAGGAUAGACUGAAAAUGGGCAACUUAUUUUGCUGUGCACAAGUUGGGCAAUCAAAAGUUGCUAUUAAGGAGAAUUUUGGCAGAUUUUCUGAGGUACUUGAGCCAGGAUGCCACUUUGUUCCUUGGAUUUUCGGGAGUAGCAUUGCUGGAUAUCUUACACUGAGGUUGCAACAAUUAGAUGUGAAAAGUGAGACAAAAACUAAUGACAAUGUGUUUGUCAAUGUCGUUGCCUCUAUACAGUACCGUGCCCUGGCUGAUAAGGCAAGUGAUGCUUUCUACAAACUAACCAAUACAAGAUCUCAGAUUCAGGCCUAUGUCUAUGAUGUUAUUCGAGCCAGUGUCCCAAAACUCAAUUUGGAUGAUGUCUUUGAGCAAAAGGAUGAAAUAGCAAGAGCAGUGGAGGACGAACUACAGAAGGCAAUGUCUUCUUAUGGUUACGAGAUCGUCCAAACACUCAUUGUCGAUAUUGAACCAGAUAAGCAUGUCAAACACGCAAUGAAUGAGAUCAAUGCUGCUGCAAGACUGAGGGUGGCUGCCAAUGAGAAAGCAGAGGCCGAAAAAAUCUUACAGAUUAAGAGAGCUGAGGGUGAAGCUGAAUCCAAGUACCUCUCGGGAAUGGGUAUUGCUCGUCAGCGUCAGGCCAUUGUAGAUGGUCUAAGAGACAGUGUGCUUGGCUUUUCAGAAAAUGUUCCUGGGACCAGUGCUAAGGAUGUCAUGGAUAUGGUUUUAGUCACCCAAUAUUUCGACACCAUGAAGGACAUUGGAGCAUCAUCAUCUAAAUCUUCAACAGUCUUCAUUCCGCAUGGACCUGGUGCAGUUCGUGAUGUGGCUUCUCAAAUUCGCAAUGGGCUUCUCCAGGCUCAAAAUAUGCAUCAAUGAUGGCCAGAAAAGUAAAAAAAGUAAAGUUCUAACUUGUCAGAAAGUGUGGAAGGUAUUCUGAUCUGAAUAUUGUGCAUAAUUUGUUCAUAUUGCUUCAAUGCUCUUAGUUAAUCAUAGGAGUAUAUGGGAAUGAUAGCUAAAAUUGUUGAUAUGACCUGGCUAUUUGCUGAAGUUUUUUUUCCUUGUUUUCUCGUACUUAAUGAAACAAUUUAUACAUAUACAAUUUGGUAAUAACUUCAUUUAUCUCCAAUAGUAAUUUUUUGCCUGCUUUUAUGAUUGCCAUAUUAUUAUGAUUUUGAAGGCUAAAUAAGGAUUGUAGUUAGCACUGUUAGCCGCUGCUAUUUUUUAUUUUUAUUUUAUUAUUUUUUUUAAUCCAAUUU